This is a messenger RNA of Brassica oleracea var. oleracea, 1350 nucleotides long. RefSeq lists its product as uncharacterized. Lineage: Eukaryota; Viridiplantae; Streptophyta; Magnoliopsida; Brassicales; Brassicaceae. Bases 1 to 1350 code for a protein of 449 amino acids. The transcript has a single exon. The record is from RefSeq and is a predicted model, not a curated record.
AUGACCAAGAGUGACUCGGUCUACAGUGAGGAGCAUGAUAGGGUCAACAUAAGUGAUGAUCAACAGACAAAGAAAGAGAUCAAGUCCUUGCAAGAGAAGAUCGAUUUGCUUCUUUCCAACCAAGCUAAACAGGAACAAAUGAACUUUGUGGGUGGUCCUAGUCAAGAGGUUCCUCCUAAGGUCAAUGAGGUCGAUGGUUUGGAAGGCCAAGAAGAGCUAUUCUUCAUCAACAACAAUGGUACUUGGUACAGGAAGGAACCGAAUUUUCAGUACAACAACUACCAGCAAAGGUCUUACUCCAACAACCAACAAGGAGGAUACCAACCAAAGCAGAACACUCAGCAAGGGAGCUAUCAGCCGAGGCAAAACAUCUCUCCUGGUUUCAACAAUCACAGCACUCAGUCUACUCAAGCUCAAGGAAGUUCUUCACAAGCUCCAGCUUCAGAUACAAGUGUGGAUGCAAUGUUCAAGAAACUCUUAGAUUUUCAGGCAAAGAAUGAGAAAACAAUGGGCUAUGAGUUCAAGAACAUUCACUCCAAGAUUGAUGGAAGGUACAAUGUGCUCAACAACAAGAUCCGUAAUUUGGAGAACCAGUUUGCUUCUAUGAACUUUCAGCCAACUCGACAACAAGGGUCAUUACCUGGAAAGCCAGAGCAAAAUCCCAAGGAAACAAUGAAAGCAAUCACCCUACGGAGUGGUAGAGAGCUGCCUCCAAGAGUUCUCACCAACGAUGGUGAAAAACAAGGUGGGGAGGUGGCCAUCAACAUUGAUGAUGAAGAGGUGAUUGUAGAUGAGAAGGUUGAUGAAGAGAUUCUGGAAAAGAUUGUUGAAGCUAAGGGUAAAGGGAAGGUUGGAGAGGAGAAGAGAACAGUGAAACAUAGUGAAACAACUACUCCAACGAAGGAAUCCUCUUUUGUUCCUCUUCCUUAUGAGCCAAAGCUGCCAUUCCCUGAAAGAUUCAAAAGACAGCUAUUGGAGAAGUACAAGACACUCUGUGAGAAACAAAUGAGUGAAGUUCAGGUCACAAUGCCCAUCAUUGAUGCUUUCAUGUUGGUCCCUCAGUACAGAAAAUUCUUGAAAGAUGUUGUAGCUGCAAAGAAGAAAGAGAUGGAGGGCAUGAUGAUCCUUACCCACGAGUGCAGUGCCAUUAUCCAGAGGUUAGAUGUUCCAAGGAAGCUAGUGGAUCCAGGAUGUUUCACCUUACCUUGUGCUCUAGGACCCAUGGUAUUUGAACGGUGUAUGUGCGAUCUUGGGGCUAGUGUCAGCUUGAUGCCUUUGUCUAUUGCAAAGAAGCUUGAAUUUACUCAAUACAAGAAGUGUAAACUCUCUUUGGUGUUGGCUAAUAGAUAA